This is a messenger RNA of Scleropages formosus (Asian bonytongue), 1395 nucleotides long. It is a transcript of the gene c2cd4a, whose product is annotated as C2 calcium dependent domain containing 4A. The record is from RefSeq and is a predicted model, not a curated record. The transcript has a single exon. NCBI's taxonomy places the organism in Eukaryota, Metazoa, Chordata, Actinopteri, Osteoglossiformes, Osteoglossidae. The coding region runs from base 1 to 1395 and encodes 464 amino acids.
AUGUGGGUGAUUGAAAAAAUUCGCACCUCUGCCGAAAGCGCCAGCUUCCCACUCCCUGCAGUGGACUACAGUUUCAGAAUUGGUGACAUCAUGUUCAGAGAUAAGGUGUCCCUGGAGAAAACCAGGAAAAGCUCCCCGUGUCCAAACGUCAUCACCCCAGACACCAUCCCGGAGUUCUGCAUCCCGCCAAAGAUCCCAUACCAGCAGGAGCUGAGAAGCACAAACGCGAGCAAACCCACCGCACCCCCCUUGGAGAUAUUCCACCCAAGGAGGGACGCCUCAGCACGCGACCUGCUCAGGGCUCAUGUCAUCCAGGUGGAGAAUGUGGACGAGGUACUCUUAGACAGUAGGCAUAGUGAUGAAGAAAGCACCAACGCUGACCCUCAGAGUCAGGCUGCACUCUCACUGCCUCACCUUGCCAAAGCUCAGACCUCCUAUGGCUUCUGCACCUUGCUGGAGAGCCCUCAUACUAGGAGAAAGGAGUCUUUGUUUCACAGUGAUCCCAGCUCUUGCAGCAUUCCCUUGGCUUUCCCCAGAAGUAGGUCCAGCUCCUACCCCAGAGUUGGGUCUUCACCCUCUACCUUUAGCCUCAAUACAAUGAGCACCAGAAUCUCCAACCCAGGAGUUGAGUCUUCACCUUCUGCCUUCAGCCUCAACACACUGACCUCUGGACUGUCCUCGAGGAAAAGCCCUUUCAAUAGGCUCGGCAAGCUUGGUGGCGACAAUACCUCGUCCACAGAUUCCUCGCCCUUUGGCUCCCCACUUCUCCAGAGGUCCCCACCAAAAUCUUCUCUGUUCAAGGCACUGAGUCGAGAGAAGCUGUUCUCCAGGAAUGUAAAGAGAACCGGCCUGUCCAGGAACAACUCCUUAUCCACAGAUGAAGGAAGUUCUACGGACAACAGCCCCAGUGUCAUUAGGAGGUCAUCUGACGGUUCCUGGGAGUUGCAGUCAAGUAACGUUGGUCUGGCACCCCCCACUAUCUUCCCAAUGGAGUUGGUAAUCUACAGAGACAGGGUAGUAAAGGAGAGCCUUAUCCCCUUGGGGACGGGCGGCAGCUUGAGGCUCUCUGCAGAGUACAGCCCAGAGAACCACCGUUUGCGGCUGCGCCUGAUCAGUGCAGAUGGGCUGUAUGCAUUGUCAGUGGACCCCAAAACCAUCGGCUGCAGCGUCACUAUUUCACUCCUACCUGGCAAAGUUCAGAAGCAACGAAGCUCCAUCAUACGGAAAAGCCGCAAUCCUAUUUUUAAUGAGGACUUCUUUUUUGAUGCAAUUUCUGAGGGUGAUCUUUACCACUGGUCUGUGCGCUUUAAAGUUGUUAAUAAAAUGCCAACAAUGAAGAGAGAUUACACCUUGGGAGACUGUGAUGUACCUCUGGCAUCUAUAUUAAGUCUGUAA